UUGUCUCUCAACAUUUAUACAUAGGAUCCAACAGAACUAAGAACUGUGAACUGUUUCUUCAUUCCAUUCUUCUAUGCUGCAGAUUCCUAAUGGUACUUAUAUAGGCUGUUCUCGAAGUUCCAAAAAAUAAUUGGGAAGGUGCUGCGUAUCAGACCAAGUUGUUCAGAAAUCCAAGCAACUGCAACAUACCUUCUAGAUCCUCACUGGGAAUUGCAGUAAAAGUGGAGCAAAAAGCAAACCAACAAACUGUGCACUUUUUACCUGUUUUAAAUAUUAAUAUUGUUGGUGAUUUUGUCACCAAGGGAGCAUUUAAUUGCAUCCAUUAUCUAGAAACACUACGGUCUAAACUGAAUUUCUUUCACUUUCUAGAACUCUUGAAAUUUAUUGCCUGAGGUAUAGUAUAUUGAUACUAUGACAGUGUCUUAUUCAACAGAAGAAAUGGUCUUGGGAAACCAGACCAGUCUGAACGUGGCAGAUAUUAGCAAUUUUAUAUUACCAAUAACAAUGACUGUGUCAGCAUUAGGUAUAAUUGGCAAUGGUCUUGUCAUUUGGUUCCUUUCUUUUAAGAUCAGGAGAAAUUCUUCCACAGUCUAUAUUCUUAAUCUUGCUGUGGCUGAUCUCUGCUUCCUUCUAGUGUUUACUACUUUGAACAUUAUUAGCCUUGCCUUAAAAGUUGAAAUUCCUUUAGUUGACAAACUUGAAUAUUUAGAUUUCAUUAGUACACUAUAUCCACUGAUACUAACUUGUCUUUUUGGGUACAACACCAGCCUUUGUCUUCUUACAGCCAUAAGUGUAGAAAGAUCUCUGUCUGUCCUUUUUCCAAUUUGGUAUCACUGCAACCGACCCAGGCAUCUGUCCUCAGUUGUAUGUAUCUCUAUAUGGACAAUGUCUUGUCUUCUUACAAUACUUGAAUUUUGCUAUUGUUACAAACCUGAAUAUAUCAGUAUUUAUACCAAGCUAAAUACUGCAGUUAAAGAAUGCAACAUUGUCUUUACUAUUAUUUGCUGUAUUAGUUAUAUUGCGUUCAUACCACUCAUGACUAUCUCAAGUUUUGUUCUUCUAAUCAAAGUAUGUGCUAGUUCCCAGCAGAAGCAGCCACCAAAAUUAUACAUUGUGAUCACAGUGACUGUUAUUUUCUUUCUUGUAUUUGGCAUGCCAAUGAGAAUUUUUUUACUGGUAUGGUACAAACAGCACAUUUUCCCACCGUUGAUAAUACUUAAUAUCUUGUCCUUGUUUAGUUCUAUGAACUGCAGUAUAAAUCCAUUUGUUUAUUUUCUUGUUGGACGUCAGGGUAGAAGCAGCGGAAGGCUCAAUCUUGUAAUAAUACUCCAAAGAGUUUUUCGAGAUGAUGGAAUUCAACUUUGGAGACAACAAAAAAAAGAAACACCUAAAAGUGAGACAAUGAUUUAAGUAUAUCAGGUGUGGAUCACAUUUGUAGGAUAUCUUUUUCAUACUGUCUUCAAUGCGUUUUGUCUCCUUUUGCCAUAUUACUUUGGUGAAGCGAAAUAAGACAGAUUUGGUUAUCACUAAAGCUGUAUAAUACAGACAGUUCAUCAUCAGUAGGUCAUCAUUAUAGUAGUAUUUGCUAUUUUACUACAAUUAUUUCCAAGUUUGUAUAGUUUAGGUUAGAAUGUAUCAACACUUCGAUACAUAAGAAAUGCUGUAGGUAAG
Molecule: messenger RNA, 1671 nt
Organism: Xenopus laevis (African clawed frog)
Lineage: Eukaryota; Metazoa; Chordata; Amphibia; Anura; Pipidae
Gene: mas1.S
Product: mas-related G-protein coupled receptor member H
Exons: 2
Coding region: 412-1410 (332 amino acids)
Source: RefSeq, a predicted model, not a curated record